Messenger RNA from Rubroshorea leprosula, 398 nucleotides. The record is from the annotation of a GenBank genome assembly. Lineage: Eukaryota; Viridiplantae; Streptophyta; Magnoliopsida; Malvales; Dipterocarpaceae.
AAUUUUGGUUUAACAACAUAGUCUUAAAAAUAUAAAUCAAAGUAGUUAAUAAAAGGAAAAUAAAAAAAAUUAAAAAGUGUAAUUUUUAGGACCAAACUGAAGAAAUAAAAAAUAUGAGAAUCAAAGUGUCAAUUGAUGAAAGAUGAAAGACCAGAACAGUUUUCCAAAGAAGAACCAAAAUUGCAUUUUGGUCCAAAAUCUCCGACACGAACUCUGUGUCCGCUAUGCAGUGAAGGUGUCAGUACUUACUUUGAAGUGUCGACACCUGUUCUAUUUUCAGCAAGUCGUAGUCGCUUUUUAUUUUGGCGCAGGUUCCAAGUACAUUCCCUUUUAAGUAUUCUAAAAUCUUAUAUCUAAAAUCUUAUAAAUUCUUUUCCAGAUAAAAAUUGAUAAGAGCU